AUGGGUGAAAAACAUCUUUUUAUUUCCUGGUUUGCCCUGUGGUAUGAGAAGGAAUACAUGAGUCCUAAAGAACACAUCAUGGAUCAGGGAAAGAGGCUGUGCUCCAGCUAUGAGGGAGCUAAGGCCACUGAGCUGGUCCUAGAUGUUAAGUCCGAAGUCACCAGCCAGUUUAUAGAUUUUCAGUGGAAACUCGGCAUGGCUGUGAGCUCGGACAACUGCAGAUCACUUAAGUAUCCUUACGUUGCAGUAAUGCUAAAAGUGGCAGAUCAUUCUGGCCAAGUAAAGAACAAGUCCUUUGAAAUGACAAUUCCUCAGUUUCAGAAUUUUUACAGACAGUUCAAGGAAAUUGCUGCUGUUAUGGAAACUGUGUGAAACUCUUUGGUUGAUACAGUCCUAUCAUCAUUUGAAAAUUAUGAGCCCAUCUUUCAGCAAAAGAACUACAGAAGGACCAAAUAAUAUUUAUCAAUGAAAGUAGUAUUUUCCACUUUUUAAAUAAUAAAAAAAUAAGAUAAACAGGAAUUAGGUGGUGGUGAUCACAAUUUGUGAAUGUACUAGAGGCAACUCAAUUGACUGCCUUAAGGUUGUAUUUGUGGAAUGUGGACUACAUCUAAAAAAUCAGAGAGGCAGUUGAAUGGAGACAAUACAAGUUUAUGUAUUAGAACAAUAGUUGAAAACUCACUGAUAAAGGAACCCACUUUAUAAACUAUUUAACACAGAGUCCUAUAAGUACACGUAAAUUAAAAGUACCAUGUUUGAAUAAGAUAUAAGUUUUGUUUUUGAGUUCCUUUCUCAAACAUUUGGAAUUUGAUUAAAAUUUGCCAUGGAUGUUAAUCAUUCCUGUUAUUAAUUUUUGUAGAAAGUUCACUGUCAAUAAUCUAGUGUUGGUUGAAAACACCUUGAAGCCUGUGUACAUGCUGUGUCUGCCUGCCAAGCCUGUGCAAUGAGAAAGGCUGCUGCAAAUCUCACACAAGUGCCAUGCACUUAACCAGAGCCUUUAUCACAAGAAUCUGGUCUAUUGACUUUCCAGGCUUUUGCACUGAAAGAAAUAACAUUUAUUUAGAAGGGCAAACCAAGAGUGAGUUCUUAUUCUAGACAUAGGAAGUAUUACUAAACUGUUACAUGUGUACUAUUUAGAAAUUUUCAUUUAA
Perognathus longimembris pacificus (Pacific pocket mouse) is the source of this 1148-nucleotide messenger RNA. Its product is annotated as COMM domain-containing protein 6-like. The transcript has 2 exons. NCBI's taxonomy places the organism in Eukaryota, Metazoa, Chordata, Mammalia, Rodentia, Heteromyidae. The record is from RefSeq and is a predicted model, not a curated record. The coding region runs from base 1 to 372 and encodes 123 amino acids. Gene Ontology annotation, molecular function: NF-kappaB binding.